Strongylus vulgaris is the source of this 507-nucleotide messenger RNA. The record is from the annotation of a GenBank genome assembly. NCBI's taxonomy places the organism in Eukaryota, Metazoa, Nematoda, Chromadorea, Rhabditida, Strongylidae.
AUGUUUCUUUUAAGUUGCGACUCAUACGCUGAUAUUAAUCAUACCCUGACUGACACCCAGCUUGCUGAAUUUGAAGCGGUUGAUCCAUUUAUCGAACAAUUCAAUGCUAAUCUCGACAAACAGAUUGCUAGCUUUGAGCCAAUGCUACACAAGGAAAAUUUUCAGACUUUGUUGCUAACUGUAUGCAGUGAAGUAGAGCGUCAAAUGGAGCGUGUGAUUAUGAAAUGCUCGUUCAAUAGGUUAGGAGGCCUGCAGCUCGAUAGGGAAUUCCGCCAGCUGAGUUCGUACCUCAGUGGAGUUGCUGGUUGGACGGCUAGGGAAAGAUGUGCUCGUUUAGCCCAAAUUGUGGCACUGCUCAAUGUGGAAAACGUUGAAGAGGCGGUUGAGUUGAGAGAAGCCACAAGAACAUCUUCGAUAGCUCGCAUGCUAUCGACUUCUGAUGCAGUCAAAGUGCUUUUACUCAGGGUUGACUUGCCUGCAGCUCUAGUUCAAAAGCUGGAUUUGUGA